ACUCACUGGAUGGGGCAGGGGCGUGAGGUAGAAGGGUGACCGGUUGUUCGCUCGCAGCAGAUCUGCGGUUCUGUCAUGUGAGACGCGUUCUGUUGCAAGACAGGGGAGACGCAGCGCACUACGCCUUCUCUCUAGACGCGCUCCGGACUACCGGGUGUGUGGAACACCAACAGGACGCGGCACAACUCAUUCUCAAGUGGACUACAACAGCGCGAAGCAGGCUUUUCUGUGCUGGGUGGCUUCAAGUGGGACACAGUGGGUAAAACGCGGAUCACUGUUCCUUUUCAAACAGUUGUUGGAACUGUAAAGCUACAGAGGAAUAGGGGACGCAUGAGGAUAUCUGAGCAUUUACACGCAACGCUACACGACCGUCUGGUGUGAUGCUUAUUUUACACGACUCGCUCGGAAGCAAAUAUUAACAUUGUUUAGGACAUUUUGUCGCAUUUACAAGUAGCAAGUCAAAAUUCGUGUCAAACAGUCAACUAACAAGAGUGCAAGAUUCACGAUGAUUACUCUGAUCUUCACAGUAUUACUCGGAGCGAGAGCAGUGCUGGGCACUCAGGAGUCGUGCGGCUCAGGGAAGUUCACCACCUCUGGGGAAUGCUGCAUUCAGUGCCAGCCUGGAGAGGGGGUCCUGGAGGAGUGUGGAGAGUCCCAGACUGUGUGUAUGCCAUGCCUGGACAGUGAGUAUACGUGGAAUAGCUGCAAGCAGAACAAGCAGGGUGCGGGCAUACGGGCAGGCACUGCCAACCCAAGUCAGACGCCAUCGCCCGAGGGGGAGAAGCUCCAUAGCGACAGCGGAAUCUCUGUGGACAGCCAGAGCCUGCAGGAACAGCUCCAGCAAGGAACACACACUGUGGUGAAGAUAGAUGGAGGCGUGUCCUGUCUGGCGUUGCCUCUGCACACACGCGAGGAGGUGGAGAAGCUGCUGAGCCAGGGCUGUGAAGGGGAGGGGCAUGAAGUCAUGGAAGAAACCGAUUGGUGCAGCCUGGCGGUGUUGCUGGGAUACGAGGAGGAGCGCAUUGCCACCUUCAGGCAGGAGGAGCGGCCUAUUCAAGCUCUGCUCAGCGAUUGGGCGAGCCAAGAUUCCGCAAGCGUAGACACGCUCUGCACCGCGCUGAGGAAGAUCAACCGUGACGACAUUGUCCAGAGCCUCGGCAUCAGGCCCACUGCCACGUCUGCCGUGUGAAACACACACACACACACACACACACACACUCACUCACUUACCUGCACCCACA
Clupea harengus (Atlantic herring) is the source of this 1241-nucleotide messenger RNA. It is a transcript of the gene ngfrb, whose product is annotated as nerve growth factor receptor b. Gene Ontology annotation, biological process: Rho protein signal transduction. The coding region runs from base 506 to 1189 and encodes 227 amino acids. Gene Ontology annotation, molecular function: death receptor activity; nerve growth factor binding; coreceptor activity. NCBI's taxonomy places the organism in Eukaryota, Metazoa, Chordata, Actinopteri, Clupeiformes, Clupeidae. Gene Ontology annotation, cellular component: plasma membrane; cell surface. The transcript is spliced from 4 exons. The record is from RefSeq and is a predicted model, not a curated record.